Sphaeramia orbicularis (orbiculate cardinalfish) is the source of this 1616-nucleotide messenger RNA. It is a transcript of the gene esrrd, whose product is annotated as estrogen-related receptor delta. Gene Ontology annotation, molecular function: nuclear steroid receptor activity; sequence-specific DNA binding; zinc ion binding. The transcript is spliced from 8 exons. Gene Ontology annotation, cellular component: nucleus. The coding region runs from base 152 to 1561 and encodes 469 amino acids. Lineage: Eukaryota; Metazoa; Chordata; Actinopteri; Kurtiformes; Apogonidae. The record is from RefSeq and is a predicted model, not a curated record. Gene Ontology annotation, biological process: regulation of DNA-templated transcription.
UUUGUCUGUGUCCUUCAGUUCUUGUUUUUCUUUUUUCUUUUCUUUCUUUUGUUUUGCUGUUUGUGGAGGAGCUGAGGUUGUUUCUGUUUUUGUGUUGUUUUUGCUUAUUUGUUGUUGUUUCGGAGUUUAUUGACACUGAUCCUGGAUCAGAAUGGAGCUGACAGAUGACUAUGGCCUCAUCAGUUCACACCGCCUCCUGGACUCCUCCUCUCUCUCCUCUUCCUCCUCCUCCUCCUCUUCCUCUGCUGCUGAUGAAGCUCAUUCUCCGUCUUCUUUCCUCCAGUCUGUUCCUCUAAGCCCCUCCUUCACCUUGGAGGCCAUGCCCAUUUUAAGCCCCUCCCACUCUGCCUUCCUCCUGCCCAGCCCCGCCUCCUCCUCCUCCUCCUACAGCCUCCUCUGUGGAGCUCCAGAGCCCGACUCUCCAACAGGAUCUAGUUCCAGCGGCGGAAGCGUCGGUGGAAACACCACUCUGUGCUUUUCUGUGUCACAGGAGACGUCGUUUUCAGCUCAGGUGGACUCCAUCCUCAGGGGGGACUACCUGACCCCCCUGGGUCCUGGGGGUCCUAAACGCCUCUGUCUGGUCUGUGGGGACUUCGCCUCAGGUUUUCAUUACGGCGUGGCGUCCUGCGAAGCCUGCAAGGCGUUUUUUAAGAGGACCAUACAAGGGAACAUUGAGUACAGCUGUCCCGUCAUGAAUGAGUGUGAAAUCACCAAACGGCGGCGGAAAGCCUGCCAGGCCUGUCGCUUCCAGAAGUGUCUGCAGGCCGGCAUGAUGAGGGAGGGUGUUCGCAUGGACCGCGUGAGAGGAGGACGACAGAAGUACAAGAGGAGGGCGGAGUCAGUGUUGACUUUACACAACAAAUGUGCAUAUUUACAACCUGUCGCCAACAGAAACAAGGUGAUCUCUCAUUUGCUGCUUACUGAGCCCGCCCCCCUGGCGGCCAAUCAGGACGAUUCGACCUGUGACAUCAGCCUGCGGACGCUGCUGACCCUGUGUGACCUCCUGAACCGGGAGCUCCUGGUUCUGAUCAGCUGGGCCAAACAGAUCCCAGGGUUCUCUGCGCUCUCAUUGGUCGACCAGAUGUCACUGCUGCAGAGUGGUUGGAUGGAGGCGUUGUUGGUGGGCGUGGCCUGGCGCUCUCAGAUGUCGGGGGAUGACCUGGUGUUUGCGGGGAACCUUCGUCUGGAUGAGGGGCGGUGUCGAGCCACGGGAUUGGCCGACAUGUACGAGGCCGUGCGUCACCUGACCUCCAGGUAUCGAGCCAUGAACCUGAGCCCCGAGGAGGCGGUGACGCUGAAGGCCGUGGCACUGGCCAACUCUGAUGCUAACCCGGUGGACUGUCCGGACUCGGUGCAGAGGUUCCAGGACGGGCUCCACGAGGCCCUGCUGGAGUACGAGGCGUCCCGCAGAGAGCAUCACCGAGCGGGCCGUCUGCUCAUGAGCCUCCCCCUGCUCCGACAGACGGCCGAGCGCAGCGUCCAGACGCUGCUGAGGCUGCACCGCCAGCGCCACUUCCCCCUGCACAAACUACUGCUGGAGAUGAUGGACGCCAAGGCCUGAAGCAGAACCAGGACCACAACCGGAACCAUGACCAGAACCACAAACAGAACCAGAA